This is a messenger RNA of Lactuca saligna, 654 nucleotides long. NCBI's taxonomy places the organism in Eukaryota, Viridiplantae, Streptophyta, Magnoliopsida, Asterales, Asteraceae. The record is from the annotation of a GenBank genome assembly.
AUGUCUAAAAUCCAACACCCAACGACUACGGAGAAUCUCCCAGACGAGAUUUUAUUAAACAUAUUCGUCCGCUUAUUGGCCAAACAGCUUGCUCAGAUGAGGUCUGUCUCCAAAUCUUGGAGUACACUUUUAUCCCAUCCUUCCUUUGUAAAAUCCCACCUCCAUCGUUCCAUGCAUAACAACAAUGAACAAAUUUUCUUGAUCUUCUAUGGUCUCUUCAAACCCUUCAAACAAUACUCCUCUCAAUCUUCCCAUCUAGAACCCACUAAUGUCAUCAAACACACUCCAAAACCCUUCCGUGAGAUACCUGUUCCAGAUUCUCUACUAGAUUCCAACCACAUUACGCAUCAUUUAGGAGUUUUGGGUGGAAAGCUUUGUGAGAUUUCAUGGCAUAAGAAUGGUGCAUGGGAGGUGUGGGUGAUGGAGGAGUAUGGGGUGCCUAAAUCGUGGGUCAAACGCUAUGUUUUCCCUAAGUUUAUUAAUGAUGGUUGGAGAUUUCCAUUUGGAUUCACAUCACGCAAUGAACUGCUUCUUGUAGAUUGUAGGGGUCGACUUGUUUUAUACGAUCCAAUUGCAAACAAGACUAAAUUGACAUCUACAGAACAAAGCGCACAUAGAAUCGUGGAGUAUGUGGACACUCUUGUUUGGGUCUAG